CGAAAAUAAGGAUCGAGUUUCGCAAAGCGGAAUUUGACUUACCUUUCCUUGCCCUUGCUCUCCUUAUCUAAGACUCAUUCAGCCAUGUGCAGCCAGGCAGGAUUCGUUCUGUAACUCAGACGACUCUUGGAACUUCUCUCAGGGGGAUCAAAAGUCCCAGCCCAGCCCUGCAAGUCGUACUCAGCCGCAAAUCAUCUCACGCCAGACAACACACCACUUUUUGAUUCGUUGUCUUACCAGCCAGGAUCCUAGUGUCAUUGGACGCAAAGGUAGCUGGUCUGGCUUCAUUCGUCCAGACAGGCUACACCGGCUAGAACCUGUGGCUCAACUGUAGCCUACUACUACGCAACAUGCAUACCCCGGCCUUUCGUGGUUUGAACUCGCUUCAUCAGCCUGGUUCACUUCCCAUCUCAACUUGCUUUCGUUUUGUGUCUUCACCGACCUGCUCGUUGUGCCGGUGAAGAAUCUUCGAGUAGCUGGUAGUGUCUCAUUCGAUCACAGAUGAGAGCGAGGAGGCUGCAGUAUUCGAUUCCUCUUCACGCACAACUUCAAGAUCCGCAUCAGGCUGUGAGCGCUGAGUUGUAGACCGACUGUUCUGCACCAGUAUCUCAUGGACGACCGCAGGGACAUCGGCGGCGGUCGCUAUUACGGCCCUCCUCCACCCGACAUGUCCAUGCAGCCGCCAGCGAAGCCUCGUCGCAAGACACGACGGCAGACACCCCAGGAGACCGUCCGCCAGUUCUGGGACAAGCUCAACACAAAGUACCCUGGCAAAGUGUUCACCGUUUUACCGGACAACCCAUACGCUCGCAAAAAGGCUGCCAAAACUCCGCACGGCACUGUCUCCGGUCAACGAGCGGCCAAGUCGUACGAGGAAGCCCGGGCGGAAUGUGAGCGAGAUGUCAACCGAAUUACCAAGGAAUGCAGACGAUUGAACCAAAAGUACCGGGACACUCAUUUCGACAUUGAAUGGGACCUGAAGUCUGGUCAGAGAAACUGCCUCGAUGGCUUAUACGCUCCAGGCGAUUCGAUGAAGCCAAAGGGCGUGAAGAGAGUCACGGAUAUCUUCGAGAAGCCGCAAUUCUACAUCAACGGCCCUACGGCGGGCGAUGUACGCCAGGGUCGAGACGGAGAUUGCUAUCUCAUGGCUGCCCUCUGCGGUCUGGGGAAUAUGGAAGGACUGAUCGACAAAGUCUGUGUCAAACAUGACCUGCAAGUUGGCGUUUAUGGCUUUGUCUUCUUUCGAGACGGCGAAUGGCAACACACCAUCAUCGACGAUAAACUCUACCUGCGCGCGCCCGACUACGACGAAGCGCACGAGGAACGCGACGUGUGGGACGAUAUUAACCGUGUCGACAGCGCCGAAGAGUAUCGGAAAACUCACCAGGCCGGCUCGCGGGCCCUGUAUUUCGCGCAAUGCAGCGACGAGAACGAGACGUGGCUCCCCCUGCUUGAGAAAGCAUACGCCAAGGCCCAUGGCGACUUCGAGAGCAUAGACGGCGGAUUCACCGGCGAGGCCAUCGAAGAUCUGACAGGAGGCGUGACGACCGAGAUCUAUAGCACCGACAUCCUGGACCGGGAUGCCUUCUGGCGGGAUGAGCUCAUGCAAGUCGGGAAGCAAUUCCUCUUUGGCUGCGCGACGGGGUUUUACUCAAACUGGCUGGACACGAGCGUGGUAUCUCGUGAGCGCGAGGGCAUCUCCGAGGGCCAUGCAUAUAGUAUCAUGGACGCGAGGGAAGUCAAUGGCCAGCGGCUCCUCAAAUUGCGCAAUCCGUGGGGGAAGAAGGAAUGGACGGGCAAAUGGAGCGACGGCAGCUCCGAGUGGAACGCCGAGUGGAUGGCUUUGCUGGAUCACAAAUUCGGAAAUGACGGCGUGUUCUGGAUCAGUUAUGACGAUCUGCUGAAGAAGUACCAGCACUUCGACCGGACGCGGAUCUUUGGCUCGGAAUGGCACGUUACGCAGUGCUGGACCAGUCUCAGUGUGAGCUGGAGCGCCGAGUACCACAGCACGAAGUUUAGUCUGGUCCUGGAAGAGAAAGCGCCCGUGGUCAUUGUGCUGGCGCAGCUGGACGAUACGUAUUUCAGCGGAUUGGAGGGCGGGUACGGGUUCGACCUGCAUUUUCGGCUCGAAUCGGACGAGAAGGAAGAUGAAAACGAUUACAUUGUGAGGUCGAAUGGGAAUUACGCCAUGGCCAGGUCGGUGAGCACGGAUAUCGAGCUCGAGAAGGGCACGUAUUCGGUGCUAAUGAGGAUUACGGCUACGAGACAUGCGGACAAGGACCAUUUGGAGGAUGUGCUGCCGGUGUAUGCGGCCACCAGACGGGAGAAGCUUAUACAAAUGGGCUUGUCGUAUGACCUGGCGCAUGCGAAGGGUGUGCAUGUGGAGACUGAGGCAGAGAAGCAAGACAGGAGAAAGCGGCAGAAAGCGCAGAGGGCGAAAGAUAGGGAGAAGUUGAAGGCAAAACUGAAGGCGCAGGCGGAGAAGGAUUGGAAAAGGGCGAAGGAGAGACACAAGAGAGACAAAGAAAUCCAAGCGAGGAAUAAGCGCAGAAAGGAGAGGAAGCAGAAAGCCAACGCAAACGUGCAGGAGGCGAACGGUUCGCAGCAACUACCUACCAGACAAAACACGGUGGACUGCCAGAAUGCUGAUCAACUCGUCUUGUUUGACGGCCGGAAGUCUGAGAGUCCGAAGAUCCAUGAGCCUGAUGCCAGGCUCGAGCAGAGCCAACAGCCAAAGGUUGUGAAGAUCAAGUCUGACGUUGGUGAAGACAUUGGCGUUGAGAAAAUGGCCGAUAAGACGGACGAGAUACUCGAGCCCGUCACCGGUCUUGCGUCGGUUCGGACAAACAAGCCGAUCGAAAAGCCAUCCGCCGAAGACGUUGUCCAGCCGUUGGAAGAUGUGAUCAAACGUGCCGAUGAGGAGGAUAAAGCAAACCAGCCAGACAGUGUGUCAAUCGAGGGCAGCACCACACAGCCCAACAAGACCGACAACAGUAACGCGGACGCUCGGGCAGAGGCUUGUCUGGCAGACAAGCCUUCGACUUCAGAAACACAAGCAGAAGGCGUUGACGGCGCCACUGAGCCGAAAACGUUUCCCAUUGGAUCUCUAACGACGCAGCAAGCAAAUGGAGGCACUGAUUUCAACGCCCUUAGACAGAACCUCAACGAAAGCCUGGGCGAUGCGAAAGGUCAAAGCCACCGAUACCCGCAACGGAGCGACACUCUCGACACGACAGCCGCGAUGAUCGGUAUCGGCACCGGCGCCAGCGAAGACAGCGCUGUCAACGAGGAUACUUUUAUUAUCAUCCGUCAAACCAACGGCGAUGACGACCCUGUGCCGGAUGGCGACGACAACGACAUCUCUGACAGCGACUCCUUCCCGCCGUUCGACUGGAACACCGACAUCGACAUGUCCCCGGGGUCGUCGUCCUCGGAAGACUCAUCAUCAUGCUCGCAUCGACGGGGCAGGUACCGGACAGCAGCAGCAGCUCGCCACCGACGCCGCACAUCCAGACCUGGACCAAUACCGGUGUCACCACCUCCAGGCCUUAUUAUCGACGGCAACAAGACCGACGACGGAGGCGACGGGCCUGAGGAGCAGUGGAAUGCCGUGUGCGUGGUCGGGUUGAGGGUUUAUUCGACGCUUCAGGGUGAGGGUGUCAAAUUGAAGGUCGUCAAGCCGCGGGAGGACGAGAGUGAGGCAGAGGGUGAGUGUGUUCGUGAACGUGAGGAUCAGGAGGACGCUGAUGACGAAGAUGAAGCCGGCGAGGGCGAAGGCCAAGGCCAAGGCAAAGGCAACGAGGUGGCGAAAUUGGACCCUGAUGAUAUUUCAAAAGGUGCGGUCGCGGCUGAGCCGGAGAGCACGGGUGCGGACGUCGACGGCAAGAUGAAAGGGAAAGUUGACAUCAAGAAGGGCGAUGAGAUGAAGCUAGGCACACGGUUGGGACGUGUGGACAGGAGGAGGACCGGUUGGGUAAGAGGUGAGAUAUAAACGGUCAUGGUCGGAACAGAAAAUAAUAUCAUCU
Molecule: messenger RNA, 4025 nt
Organism: Exophiala xenobiotica
Lineage: Eukaryota; Fungi; Ascomycota; Eurotiomycetes; Chaetothyriales; Herpotrichiellaceae
Exons: 3
Coding region: 611-3991 (1126 amino acids)
Biological process (GO): proteolysis
Cellular component (GO): cytoplasm
Molecular function (GO): calcium-dependent cysteine-type endopeptidase activity
Source: RefSeq, a predicted model, not a curated record